Molecule: messenger RNA, 582 nt
Organism: Penicillium mononematosum
Lineage: Eukaryota; Fungi; Ascomycota; Eurotiomycetes; Eurotiales; Aspergillaceae
Product: acireductone dioxygenase (Ni2+-requiring)
Exons: 3
Coding region: 1-582 (193 amino acids)
Molecular function (GO): acireductone dioxygenase [iron(II)-requiring] activity
Source: RefSeq, a predicted model, not a curated record
AUGAAGGCAUACUGGUACGACAACGUCGAGGUAAACACAUCCCAAUUGGGCCGUAUCCAGCUUCCCAAGCAUUUCCAGGGCGACCAGCGCGAGAAGCAUGACUCCGGCCGCACCGUGUCAGAAGAGAAGCUCGCCUCGCUAGGCGUGCUGUACAAGCACUGCCCCACAAUCGCGGAUGUGGACGCGAUCGCCGCGGAGCGCGGAUACCGUAACCGCGACGAGGUCUGUGUCUCGCCUGCGACGAUGGGCGCCAUAUACGAGGAGAAGGUUAAGUCGUUCUUCACGGAGCAUUUGCACGAGGACGAGGAGAUUCGGUAUAUCCUCGACGGGGAGGGAUACUUCGAUGUGCGUGGGCAGGAGGACGAGUGGAUCCGUAUCUGCCUUGUCAAGGAGGAUAUGAUUAUUCUUCCUGCGGGGAUUUACCAUCGGUUUACUACCAAUGAGCAGAAUUACGUUAAGGCCAUGCGUCUUUUCCAAGACGAGCCUAAGUGGACGCCGUUGAACCGUGGUGCGGAGGUUGAUGCUAACCCGCACCGCAAGACUUAUUUGGAGACUGUCGUCAGUCCUACUGCGGCUGUUUAG